Messenger RNA from Brassicogethes aeneus, 2551 nucleotides. The record is from the annotation of a GenBank genome assembly. NCBI's taxonomy places the organism in Eukaryota, Metazoa, Arthropoda, Insecta, Coleoptera, Nitidulidae.
CGAGUGUCAGAUAGCAGAACUGUCAGAUUUUAGCGUUUAAGCGAAAAUUAAAUCAUUCAAUUAGCAAUUCUUGGUGAAAUAAUGAUUGUUUGUUGAUCGAUUAUCCAGUGAAACGAUUAAGUGGUGAAAAUGGUUCAUAUAGACCAGAUUAAGCUUGAAUAUCCGUUGCAUUGGCUUGUUUGGACAAAUGAUUACCAAAAUUUGCAAAGCGAAUUGGCUAAAAAACUACAUAACAAAGAAAAAAAAGAUGCUAGAGGCAGAACGCCAUUAAUGCUGGCUGUGACAAUGGGAUACUUGGAAUCUGCAAGAAUAUUAUUGAAUAAUGAAGCCAACGUGAACUGCGAAAAUUCUGAAGGAUGGACAGUGGUGCAGGAGGCUGUGGCCACUGGAGACCCAGAACUGCUCCAUCUGGUGUUGGAAAGGAGAGACUUUCAGAGAUACACGAGCAGAAUGGCGGGGAUUCCCGAAUUGCUGCAGCGUCUGAAACAGGCGCCGGAUUUUUAUGUGGAGAUGAAGUGGGAGUUCACCAGUUGGGUACCUCUAGUGUCAAGGAUGUGCCCCAGUGAUACCUAUAAAGUUUAUAAGCAGGGAUCCAAUGUCAGGGUGGAUACGACACUGUUAGGUUUCGAUCACACGAGCUGGCAACGCGGCAAUAGGAGUUAUGUGUUUCAAGGACAAAAUGAUGGGGCAACAAUGAUGGAAAUCGACCACGACCUUCAGCAAGUCUACUGCGAACAAAUGAAGGCCCCAGAUGAAGCCUUGGGGAUUUUGGUACCCAAUGAAGAAACAGUGUCGCAGAGACUUACCACUCCGAUCGUAACUUCUUUUGUGGACACCGAGAAAAUUAGCUUUGAAAGAAAUAAGGCGGGAAUGUGGGGCUGGCGUUCGGACAAAACGGAAACGAUAAACGGCUACGACUGCAAGGUUUUCGGGGCGUCGAACGUGGAGUUCAUCACGAAAACCAGGACCGAGCACCUCACCGAGACCGACAAGCAGCGCAGCAAGAGCAACAAGACGCCGCUGCAGAAUUUCCUCGGCAUCGCCGAGAUCACGGAGAGCGAGGCCGGCGUGGCCGCCGCGACGAAUUUAUCCGCCAACUCGAGCAACCCUUGCAACCUGACCGCGGAGCAGUACUUCGACCCGGACUGGGAUCUGCAAGGCAAGGAUAUCGGCCGUCCGAAGGAGUUGAACGUCAAAGUGCAGAAGUUCCGCGCGAAUUUGUGGCUGUGCGAGAAGUACCCGCUCUCGCUGCCCGAGCAGAUCCUGCCCAUCGUCGACUUGAUGGCCAUUUCCAGCUCGCACUUCGCCAAGCUCAAGGACUUCAUACAGAUGCAACUGCCUGCCGGGUUUCCAGUCAAAAUAGAAAUUCCCCUCUUCCACGUCUUGAACGCGAGAAUCACGUUCGGCAACAUAUUCGCCAUCGAUUGCGAAGUGCCAAAAGUUGCCCGGCUGCAAGAAGAAGAUCGUUUGACUUGCGUCUUGGACGAAACUUUGUUCCAGUGUCCCGCAGGAUACACCCAGAUCGGUAUCGCCGGCACCGACAGCAGACGGCCGUUCGUAGAAGACGAAGACGACCUUCUGCAGUUCGCGAUACAGCAGAGUCUUAUCGACGCCGGUACGGAAAAGGAGGAGGUCGACAUUUGGGAGGCGCUCAAAGCGCAAAAGCCGUCCAGACCCUCCACCCCCAACUUCGCGGGGGAGGAGGAGAGACAACUCCAAAGAGCUAUUCAAGCUAGUUUAGAGUAUUAUCAGCAAGGCGCCGGCGCAGUGGAGUCCUCUCUGGAAAGCGAAAGUCCAAACGUGGACUCCGACCUCCACAUGGCGCUCCUUUUGUCGGAAAAGCAGCGGCGAAAAGAGGAGGAGGAGCGCGAAGAGGAGCAGAAGAUGCUCGAAGAAAUUCUGAGGUUGUCUCUCACAGAAAAGUAAGUCUUACAGUACUUAUUAAAUUUAUUCGAAAAAAAAGGACUGCAGAAUCAAAACCAUUUUAUUAUCUAUGUGGGUUUUCAGCUUAUUAAUUCCAUAAGAUUUUAUAUAGGGCGUUCAGGUUACAACUCUGGAGUUGUAAGUUUGUAGCGCCCUCUAUAUUUUUACAUAAUAAGUGUAUCAAUUUUUUGAUGAUAAGGGGAACAUUUUAUAAUUGAAAGUGAUAGUUUUUUAAAGAUUAUAUACCUCAUGCAUUACUUUGCUUAGUAAAUAUAAAUUAUUUUACACUUUAAUAGGCUUCAAUUUAAUUUAUUUUUUAAUUAUGUAUGUAUGUAAUUGGUUUUGUUGGGUCCAAACAAUUCUUAUUUUACAAAAAAAUGCUUUGAUUUUUGUAUAUAUACGUUUUAAUAAUUAAUAAUGUUGUAAAUGUUUUGUUUAUGUAAUAUAGAAAUUUAACAUUUUGUUUAAUAUUUAUUAUUAUUAAAUGUGCAAAAUCUAUUUAUUUAGUAGUUCCUAUUUAUUAUAUUAUAAAUACAUAUAUAACAAUAAGAACAAAAAUUAUUUAAUUGUGGCUAAUAUUGUAUUACCUUGGAAUCUAAUAAAUCAUUUCUUCCAAAUGCAUUAUUUU